Penicillium cataractarum is the source of this 4260-nucleotide messenger RNA. RefSeq names its product putative membrane-tethered transcription factor (SPT23). The record is from RefSeq and is a predicted model, not a curated record. Bases 1 to 4260 code for a protein of 1419 amino acids. NCBI's taxonomy places the organism in Eukaryota, Fungi, Ascomycota, Eurotiomycetes, Eurotiales, Aspergillaceae. Gene Ontology annotation, molecular function: protein binding. The transcript has 3 exons.
AUGGGACCAGCAGAGACACCAUCCUCACCCGCCUUCCCUGCCCUGGACCCCAUCAUCAUGGACGACGAGAUGGAGUCCACCUUCCGCAACGCCAACAUGGACUUUCUCGACCCAUCCAAACUUGAUAUGCCCUCAGAGUCUGCCGGAGGGGACUUUGACGAUUUGUUCUCCCAUGUCACCCAUUCUCGCCCUCACGGGGCUCCAGAGUCGUCAAAGCGCUACCGCGACCAGCACCCCCUGAGGCAACAACCGAUUAUGACCGCCGAUUCCCCUGCAGAGUCGCCUGAAAACUCGAGUCGCAGUUCGUCAUCUGAAUCUCCGCGAAACCACUUGCGCCACGCCUCCAUCGCAUCCACCAACUCCGCCGCCCAUAGUGAGAACCCGCACAUUUCGACAGGAUUUGCGGCAGAAGACUGGAUGCGCCCCGAUCUUUCGUCCGUUAAAGAGGAAUCGCCCUUCACGAUAGAUCCGUCAUAUCCUAUGGAUGGCGGUGUUUCCAUGGAUCACCCCGACUUGGAGUUUAGCAACAAGGCCAUGGAUGCCGCGUUUGACUUUGAGAGUGCGGCAAGCAGUCCCAGUCCAUUGAAGACGGAGAACGCACCUCAACUUAACGGGCACAAGAAAUCUAAACAGCAGAUUUGGAGUCCGUCCAAUGUUUCGGCUGUUCCACCAUCUAAUGAUGUACAGACCGCAUCUUCGGUUUCCCAGGGUGCAAGCCAAUUCUACCCAUUUGGAUACAAGGAACAGUCUCCCUUUGGAGGUCAAUUCACCAAUGGCACUGACAGAUUGUCUGCACCCCAGUGGUCUGGUCAAUCUCCGUCAUCAUUGUUGGAGGAAAGCUUUGGAGGCAUCAAUAUGAAUGGACAGUCUCCGAUGAAUGCUUCCAUGUCACCAAACAUGAACUUUGGCUCGCCCAGCGCUUUUCCAUUCCCGGCCAACUUCGCAUCUUCACCGGCUCAACCGCAGAUGGAAGCCGCCAACUCCGCACAGCCUGUGUUGACCGUUCACCCCACCUCCCUUAAAUCGCGUGUCGAAACCCAAAUCCCAAUUCGCUUGACACUUUCUCCGCUGCCGGCCGGCGUAAAGAAGUUGCGCCUCCCCUCACACACCAUCUCCAAACUCAAAUUCCUCGCCCCUCCCUCCACUGAAUCUACCCCCGACACCCUCCAAUUAUACACGAGUUUGGUGUGUACGAGUGCAAUGCAGGAUCGAGACAAGCUGAAACGGGCAUUUGCACGCACCCGUGGCGAAAGAAAUCCCGCAGGCGCAAACGGAACGGAGGAAGAACGUCCAUUGGAUGGUGGAGAUGUCAAGAUCUGCACGGGCUGUAUCCAACGAGAGCGGAAGCGUGCUUCUCGGAAGAAGCAACGAAAGCCUGAAGAGGAUGAGCUCUUCCAAAAGGAUGAGGAGAAGCGUGUCAUUGUAUUCAACACCAGCGAAAUCAAAGAGUGGACUGAGCCACCCAAGACCGCUGGUGUCGGUUACGGUGAAAUGCCUCCGGACCCUCCGGGAUCCAUGCAGGUUGAACUGCCCAUGCGAAUUGCUUGCUACUGUCGACACCAGAACGAGAAGCUCGGAUUCCAGGUCAUCUUCACUGUUAAAGAUCAUUUGGACAACGUUGUGGCGCAGGCGAUCACCAACUCCAUUAUGAUUACGGAUGACCACAAGACACAAGCACCUUCUGCUCCCCCAGCAGCUGGCCCUUCGCCCUCUCUGCCGGAUGGAAGUCAGUUGCCGGGUGUCGGGGUCUUUUCAUCGGGCGACAAUGGCAAAACUACAAAUGGUGCAUUCGCAUCCCCACAGUCUCCCACAGACCUCCAGGGCCUCCAGCAAAGGUUCAAUUCUCAGUAUCAGCUCACUCCCAGCUCUUUUGCUCCGGCUCAAGCAGUCCCCAGUGGCGUGCCCUCGAAUUCUCAAACGCCUCGAAACCUGUCUCGACAGGCGUCGCCUACCGACUUCCAGGGCCCGCAGACUAAGCGACGGAAGCAUAGCAGCUCCGGCCGACUUCCUUCAGAGUUGACCAUGACUCGAAUGGAGACACCUCAGUCAUCUAGCUCGGCUAUGAGUAAUGCUGCACAGCUUGCGGCAGCUCGUGGCUUCGCCUCACCAACUGAACGGCCAUUCGUGGCCCCGUCGUCAAUGUCUGGGCAAUACGGCAAUGGACCCCCCACCCCGAACCAGAGCAAUGACAACAAUCCCUUCUUCAACCCGACGCCUGCUCAACGACAGAGCCUGGAUAGCCUGGCUCAGCAAAACUUGGUUUCUGCGCCAAACUCUGCUCACCCUAGCCGUCCUGGAACUCCCGGCGCAUCUGGCCGUAAUGCUUUCCAGGACCAGAAUCUUGCGCUCGCGCUCGGUGCUACGUCUGCGAAUCAGAUAUGGCCUUCUCUCGCAACCACUCCAAACCGGUUGCCCUCCGUCAUUCACAAAUUGGUCCCUGCCGAGGGUUCAAUCACUGGAGGUACAGAAGUCACCCUGUUGGGAAGUGGCUUCUAUCCCGGCAUGGAGGUGGUCUUUGGCGAUACAUUGGCAACUACUACUACCUUCUGGGGUGACAAGUGCCUCAACUGCCUCACCCCUCCCGCUCUCCAGCCAGGAUUGGUGUCGGUGGUCUUCAAGCACGAGCAUCCUACUUUUGGACAAGUGCAGCAGCCUCAACCGCUCAUGCCCAAACAGCAACUUUUCUUCCGAUAUGUUGAUGAUCGUGAGCUCCAGAUGUAUCGCCUGGCUCUCAACAUUCUUGGACAGAAGUUGGGUAGCCAAGCGGAUGCAUUCCAAACGGCCCAACAGAUUAUGGGAAGCGACCCGAACGCUAUCUUCAAUAUGCAGAAGGACAUGCAAGGUGGUGGUUCCUCUGGCGGUCACCAACGCCAGGUGCCCGGGCACGAGUCUCAAGGCAAGCUUAGCGAUCUUGACUCCAAGAUGCUGACCUACCUCGAGUACAUUGACCUCGACGACAACCCUCGGCCGCCGCGCUACAACUCUCGUAGCGCCACGGGCCAGUCUCUUCUUCAUUUCGCAGCUUCGUUGGGUCUGACUCGAUUUGUCGCGGGCCUAUUGGCACGUGGUGCAAACCCCGAUGUACAGGAUAACACUGGCAAUGCGCCCAUGCACUUGGCUGCGCUUCACGGUCAUGCCCACAUCGUUAACCGACUUCGCCUGGCAGGUGCCAAUGCCAAUGCUCGUAGCGUGCGUGGCUUCACUCCUGCAGACUUGGCGACAACCCUCCCUGCCCACCAGGCUGCUCUUCUCCCCUCUCGCCACUACCGCUCGCGUAGCGUUGGAUCCCUCACAUCGCGUCGGAGACGCAGCAGCUCUGCUUCUCUCAAUUCACUUUGGGAGGCGUCGUCGGCAUCGGGCUCACUGGGUCAUACUGUCGAUGAUUCGGAAGAGCUUGAUGACAGUGAAGAGAUUGACAGCGAUGAUUCCGAAGCUCCCCUGUUCUUCAGUGCUUCCCGGCGGUCAAGUAUGCACCAAGAUGCUAUUCCCCCCGUUGUGGACGGUGGUGAGCAGCCUGCUGCACCCGAUGCGCGCGGGUUCACCACGGCAGCAAUCGUUGCCUGGCGUAACCACCUUGCGGGGCAGAUCAAUCAGUUCCAGCAGAGCGUGGCCAAUGCCUUCCCCAACAUUCCUGCGUUGCCUCCUAUGCCCGCUAUGCCUACUAUGCCUGCUAUGCCCGCUAUGCCGGACUACCAGGCCAAUCACAUGAUGCGUCGCAUCACAAACCUCGUACCUCAUCGACCCACGGCUCGAGACGGAUGGUGGGAUUUGCUGAAGGGGAACAACACUGCCGCUCAAACCCAGAACCAGCCGCCUUCGUACGAUGAGUUAUAUCCGCACCAGCAAGAUGAUGCAGAGGCGACGGAGCUGAAGAAAUCAUCUCUCUUGCGUGCUGCCACGGAGGCUGCCAUGGACCAACACUUUGAAGCACAAACCACCCUCCCGUCUGCGUCUACAUCAACCGCGGCUGCUACAAUUGAGCCCAGCACCCAUGCAGUCAACGAUGAUCUUAAAGAUAUUACCAUUGGAAGCAAGCUCAUCUCACGAGAACAACAGAAGCAUCUCCGAGAGCACCAGGCCCGCCGCAUGAAGGGUCUAGGCAGCGACCGGAACCUCUAUUUUAUUUGGAUUCCUCUUCUGCUUCUAGUUAUUUGCGCUUGGGUUCGGAAUUACGUGCCCGGUAUCUGGCAAGGCGUCACGGACAGCUAUGACUUUGUGAAGGCUCGCUACACACAGCAGGCUGUGGGAUUGGGCAUUUAG